CGAACUUAUUCGACUGUUAUUCUACUAAUGGAUCUGAAUUUGUAGUGUGUUGUAGUGUAGUGGUGUUUUGUGGUGAAUAGCUGUACGACAUUAGUUCAUCCUCAAGAUGUCCUAUACUCUGCUAAGUAGCACCUUGUGUUUGCUGCUAGUUUUUCUCGCAAACAGUGGAGUGAUCGCACAAACCGAGUACAACUUAACUUUCGACAAAGCGUCAACUGUAGUUAGCGUUAAUUUGAAAACUCGUGAACUACGCGUCACAAGCUCCGGUCAGGUGGUGCAACAGAUCCGUCUCAGCUCCAAUCUAGAUCCGGCAGCCGUAUACGCCGAAACAGCGGACGGAUUCACACUCACGAAUGGCGCUACAGACGGAACAGUGCUGGAACUGGCAAGGGAAGUGGAUGAAACCAACUACUCACAGUUUUCUGUCAUAAGAAAUGCCGUACCGUCGGGUGUUAUGAUCGUUGACUGUGCCAAUCUGCUCAGCACGAACUGGUACGGUGGACCCCAGCAAAAGUACCAAUACUGGCCGGUGCAAAAGCUGCGCUUUAACCGCUACAGCAUGCUCUCGAAGGAAGCGGACAACAGUGCGGUCGGGGACCGUUACUGGCUCAAUGCACUCGGUUCGUUCCUGUACGUGGAUCCGUGGGCACCACUGUUCGUCGAUCAGAACUAUGGUCAGCCGGGUUUUAUGUGUCUGGAGACGCGAGCCGUCCUGCCGUACGAUACGUACGAAUCAAGCUACGAUGUGCGCUACACGAUCGGUGUCGGUGCGGAUGCCCGGGCAGCACACAUGAGUGCCGUUGGACGCAUCUUGGGUAAACCUUCCGGCCAUCCGGCCGAAUCGAUGGUAACUGAACCGAUCUGGUCAACGUGGGCCCGGUACAAGCGGGACAUUAAUGACAUGGUGGUGCGUCAGUUUGCCAAUGAAAUUAUCACCAACGGAUUCCGCGGUCAGUACGAACUGGACGACGAUUGGGAGUGGUGCUACGGGGCGCUCACCUUUAAUCGCACCAAGUUCCCGAACAUUCGCAACACGAUCACCUCGAUCCGGCAGCUCGGUUUCGCCCGUACCACACUCUGGAUACAUCCGUUCAUUAACAAGGGAUGCGAACCGUGGUACUCUGAGGCCCGCAGGCGCGGUUAUCUCGUGGCCGAUCACACGGGUAACACCGAUACCGAAUGGUGGAACUCGGUGCGCGGUGAUGCUGCGUAUGUUGAUUUCACAAAGGCGGAAGUGCGCGAAUGGUUUAGCAGUCGGCUACAAGCGAUCCUGGACGAGUCCGGUAUUGAUAGCUUUAAGUUUGACGCAGGUGAAAGCAGCUGGACACCACCGGAUCCAGUACUGAAUGGGCCACCGGGACGCCGACCAAGUCAGAUCAUUGGUGACUACAUACGUACGGUGGCCGCGUUCGGUGAUCUGGUCGAGGUACGGUCGGCCCUCGGUACCCAGGAUCUGCCCGUGUUUGUGCGCAUGAUCGACAAAGAUUCGAACUGGGGCUGGAACAAUGGGUUGCCGACACUCAUCACCACGCUGCUGCAGCUAAACAUGGUCGGGUAUCCGCUCGUACUGCCCGACAUGGUCGGUGGCAAUGGGUACGACGAUAGUCCACCGACGAAGGAAAUGUUUAUCCGGUGGCUGCAGGCAAACGUGUUUAUGCCGAGCAUCCAGUACUCGUUCGUGCCGUGGGAUUUUGAUGCCGAAACCGUCACCAUUGCGCUUGCCAUGACCGAGCUACAUCGAACCAUGGCACCGGCGAUAAUGGAGCGUUUUGCACUGGCCGUCUCGGAUGGGCUACCGGUUAAUCCACCGCUCUGGUGGAUUGAUCCGAGCGAUGUUACUGCACAGAAAAUUUACGAUCAAUAUUUACUAGGCGAUGACAUCAUUGCGGCACCGGUUAUUGUGAACAAUGCACGCGCCCGUGACAUUUAUCUGCCGCGCGGUUCCUGGACAGAUGGUAACACCGGCGAACAACACACCGGACCGAAAUGGUUGCGAAACUAUCCGGUUCCUUUGUCAAUGGUGCCGUACUUUACACGCAAGGUUGCUUAGCACAGUGGUGUGCCCAUUUCCCACAGGCGGGGAUUAUGUUGUGUUCCCAAACGAUCGGAACGGUUUGGUAUGAGCGGUUGAAGUGCAACCUGUGUUUGGUUGUGCUUAGUAUUUAAGUGAUCGUUAAAUUAUAUCUGAAUUUCUUUUCGAAAGAAUAAAGUCUUAUUUGUCAGA
This is a messenger RNA of Anopheles funestus (African malaria mosquito), 2224 nucleotides long. RefSeq names its product myogenesis-regulating glycosidase (gene tobi). Gene Ontology annotation, biological process: carbohydrate metabolic process. The transcript is spliced from 2 exons. Bases 107 to 2050 code for a protein of 647 amino acids. NCBI's taxonomy places the organism in Eukaryota, Metazoa, Arthropoda, Insecta, Diptera, Culicidae. The record is from RefSeq and is a predicted model, not a curated record. Gene Ontology annotation, molecular function: hydrolase activity, hydrolyzing O-glycosyl compounds.